Messenger RNA from Oppiella nova, 588 nucleotides. Lineage: Eukaryota; Metazoa; Arthropoda; Arachnida; Sarcoptiformes; Oppiidae. The record is from the annotation of a GenBank genome assembly.
AUGGCUUUGGACCUAUUCUUCCCGCACCAGUCGGGCCCUAACUAUUGGGAUUCGCGGCAAUGGCUGGAGACCCUAUUCGGCCAACACUUCGGGCUCGACGUGGCGGCCGGGGGUCUCCGUAACGGCGCCGACGGCGUUUCGCAAGUGGUGAACGCCGGCGACCGGUUCGCCGUACGACUCGACUGUCGGCACUUCGCGCCGAAAGAGAUUACCGUCAAAGUGGUCGACCAUCAGCUCGUCAUACACGGCAAGCACGAGGAGCGCACCGAUAGUCACGGAUGGAUUCAACGAGAGUUUACGCGCCGGUAUGUAUUGCCCGAUGGUUGCGAACCCGACAAAGUGUUGUCCAGUUUGGACGGGACGGGCAUACUGUCCAUAGAGGCACCCAAAAAGGCUUUGCCCCCACCGGACAACAAGGAGCGUGUCGUUCCCAUUGCUAUUAAAAAGUGAACAUGCUCAUAUUGACCUCGAACUGGGAGCUGAGUGAUAUAAUACGUGACCCGCAAAACUUAUUGACAGUAUUUAUCAUAUUUAUUAAUUACUGUACAUAAUAUAAUUACUUUGAAUUAAUUUUAUUUAAGCUUGAAC